AUGAGUUUGUUUGUAUUAGGAUCCACUGGAUUAGUCGGGGGCUUUGUUGUUCAAAAUGCGCUCAAAUCCAAAGAUUGGAGCAAGAUAACCACACUUACUAGACGUAAACCACAAUUUGCCACUCCUGAAGCUGAAUCGAGAUUGGACCCCAUUGUUGAAGCUGAUUCAUCCAAAUGGUCGGAUAUCAUCAAAGACAUCAAAUCAGCGCCAUACGCUUAUAUUUCAUCAUUUGGAACCACUAGAGCAGCAGCUGGAUCCGCUGAAAAAUUCAAAGCCAUUGAUUACGGAAUUAAUUACGAAGCAGCAAAACUGGCUAAAGAUAUAGGAGUCAAGACAAUAGUCUUGGUUUCUGCAAUUGGAGCCAACGCAAAUUCACCAUUCUUGUAUUUUCAAACAAAAGGUAAAUUAGAAGACGAUAUAAUUGCCUUGGGUUUUGAUCAUACAAUUAUUUUGAGACCAGGUCAAUUGAAUGGCGAUCGAGGUAAAGAAAGAAAUGAAUUGCCUCAUAAGAUAGCUACUUAUUUACAAAGUUUACCUGGGGUGUCAUGGUUGCUUAAGUCCAUUGAUGCUAAAGAUGUUGGUAAAAUUGCUGUUGAUUUUGCUGAAAAGGCACAAAGAGGUGAGGUGAAGGAGAAAGUUAAGAUUGUAGGUGGUGGUGAAUUAAUAGAGUUGGCUUCAAAGUUGUAA
This is a messenger RNA of Lodderomyces orthopsilosis Co 90-125, 687 nucleotides long. RefSeq lists its product as uncharacterized. The record is from RefSeq and is a predicted model, not a curated record. Gene Ontology annotation, biological process: import into nucleus. Bases 1 to 687 code for a protein of 228 amino acids. NCBI's taxonomy places the organism in Eukaryota, Fungi, Ascomycota, Pichiomycetes, Serinales, Debaryomycetaceae. The transcript has a single exon. Gene Ontology annotation, cellular component: cytoplasm.